Suillus fuscotomentosus is the source of this 1521-nucleotide messenger RNA. RefSeq lists its product as uncharacterized. Lineage: Eukaryota; Fungi; Basidiomycota; Agaricomycetes; Boletales; Suillaceae. The record is from RefSeq and is a predicted model, not a curated record. The coding region runs from base 1 to 1521 and encodes 506 amino acids. Gene Ontology annotation, molecular function: oxidoreductase activity, acting on NAD(P)H. The transcript is spliced from 7 exons.
AUGCCCGUCUGCAUGAAUAAUCGUUUUCUUGCUCAUCAAGUUUCAAUUUAUUAUAUAGAUAGCAAGGUUGGAAGGCCUACAAGCAUUCUACUCUCCACAUCUAUUUCCCAUGUCUCUGCAACAGAAAGCCCUGUUCUUCCCCAAAAGCAGGGCAACUUUGAGCUUAGCUCCCGCAGCAUCCCCAAUCCUGGGGUCGGGCAGCUCCUGAUCAAGAUUCAAUCUGCAGCUCUGAACCCAGUUGACUACAAGAUCCAGGACACAGAGGUGGUUGCGAUCCAAUACCCUGCCGUCCUGGGAACGGAUAUUGCCGGGACUGUCGAGGAACUAGGGGAAGGUGUCGAGAACUUCCGCAAAGGCGAUAGAGUAGUGGCGCAUGGCAAGUUCACCAAUGACUUUACUGCAUUUCAGCAGUAUACUUUGACCGCUACGAGCUUUACAGCAAAUAUUCCCGCAAGCGAGUCCUUCGAUAGCGCAGCCACUAUUCCUGUGGGUUUAGAUACUGCGCUGGUGGGCUUGUAUGGAAAACAUUAUGGUGCCGGUGUAACCCCUCCUUGGACGGAAAAUGACAGUGGUCAUGAAUCAAAGAAACCAAUUGUCAUCCUCGGUGGUUCUUCCUCUGGGUUCAUACGUAUUGCAGCUAUCCAACUCGCUCGUCUGUCCGGAUUCUAUCCUAUCAUCACUACAGCCUCUGCAAGCAAUGAAGAGCUUGUCAAGGGCUACGGCGCAACACAUUUCUUUGAUCGCAGCCUUUCUGGAAAACAAUUACUGGCGGCCAUCAGCGAAGUUACUGACGACCCUAUCAAACUUGUUUAUGACGCCAUCUCGUUGCCAGAAACACAGUCCGUUGGAUGGGAAUUGCUUGCAGAUAAUGGCACGCUCAUAUUAACGCUUUAUGCGAAAGUCAAAGAAGAUGAAGGCAAGGGACGCAAGAUUGUUCAGGCAUUCGGAAACCCACAUGCCCCCGAAAAUGAGGAGCUGUGCCGCAACUCUUGGGCUAGGCUUGAGAAGUGGUUUUCAGACGGUACCAUACAGCCGAGCAAAUAUGAAGUCCUCCCAAAUGGGCUUGAAGAUCUGCGUCAGCAGUAUGUCUGUCCAUCUGAAGCGAAAGAUGCUAUUCGAAGAGCAGUUUGGAUUGAACUACCCCCUUCUACGAUUUAUUGUAAGAAGAAGCAGAACGCGCUCUGGCGGCUCCUGCAAGAGAUCUUAGUUCGGUCGGGCGAUAUCAUUGUCUUCGACUGGAUCAGACAAUCUUCCGAGUUCAAUAUUAAUAACUGUCUUCCAGCCCGUAUUACCUCUCAUACCGUUCCUCCGCGCACCCUUUUAUCUUUGUCUGAAGAUCAUAUCCGCACCCAGGUUGAACAGCUGAGAACUCCCCGCUUCGGAAACUUGCAGACUUACAUUUCAUUUCUUGUCACAGAAGUCAGAUGGAGGUGCGAUCUAGCCCAGGAGAGUGCCAUCGCAUAUGAAAUCAAGGCAGAUGGACCUCACGACCUGCUGAUCCCGUCAAAUUCCAUUCAAUAA